UGGUGGAUUGCUACAGUAAUCCUACAGCAGUCUGGACGAUAUAUUUGAUCACGACUAAAACCCAAAACUAGAGGCCUGGAUCAGAUUAGGUACAGCCAAGAAGAAGCAGAUGAAAUUAAGACAUGAAUUGAGCUGCGGUGUGUAAACCAGAGAAAACAGAGAUCGGUUGGAAACCUUUUCCUGGACCGGAGCAGUCUGUUCAUUUGACAGAUAAUUUGACAGCAGUUGGUUUACUAGCUACCUCUGGCUCGACAAAGCAGGAAGAAAGCUUUCAUUUAGUGGUUAAAGUGACCCCCCCCCCUCCCCCUCCCUCCCCACAUCUAGCUAGCUAAAUUACGUUCCUGCCCAGUUGAUCUGCACUUCCCUAGUCUGCUAACCCCCUGCCGGAGAGGACGGCUGCGGAUCCAGAGGUGCUGUUGGAGGUAGCUAGCUAGCACGGCUAGUUCAUUUCACUAGCUAGCCUGCUAGCUACGCCUUGGAAUUCACACCAUUAGCUAACUGGUUCCUCCUGGGGCAGAUACGCCGAGAUGUCGGUGACGAAAGACCAAACACCAACCAAACUGUCCACCACCGAUCGGCCCAUUAAAGCGGUGCCCUACCCCCCUGGCUCCAAGCUGACGGUAAAGGACCUGUAUGUAGACGGGAAGCCCAGUGUUGAGGUGCUCAAGACCCAUCUUGUUAAGGAGGGCCGUCUGGAGGAGGAAGCAGCUCUUCGCAUCAUCACUGAUGGAGCCAACAUCCUGCGACAAGAGAAAUGCAUGCUGGAGGUGGAAGCACCUAUAACAGUGUGUGGGGAUGUCCAUGGCCAGUUCUUUGACCUGAUGAAGCUGUUUGAGGUGGGCGGCUCGCCCAGCAGCACCCGCUACCUGUUCCUGGGGGACUAUGUUGAUCGAGGAUACUUCAGCAUCGAGUGUGUGUUGUUCCUGUGGACUCUGAAGAUCAACCACCCCACCACUCUGUUCCUACUCAGAGGAAACCAUGAGUGCCGGCAUCUCACAGAGUACUUCACCUUUAAACAGGAGUGUAAGAUAAAGUACUCUGAGCGUGUGUAUGAUGCGUGUAUGGAGGCGUUUGAUUGCCUUCCCCUGGCUGCGCUCCUCAACCAGCAGUUCCUGUGUGUCCACGGAGGCCUGAGCCCCGAAAUCACCUGCCUGGACGACAUACGCAAGCUGGACCGGUUUAAGGAGCCCCCUGCGUUCGGACCCAUGUGUGACCUGCUAUGGUCAGACCCUGGAGAAGACUACGGCUCUGAGAAGACCCAGGAACACUUUGCUCAUAACUCAGUUCGAGGCUGCUCCUACUUCUACAGUUACCCAGCAGUAUGUGACUUUCUGAUGAACAAUAAUCUGCUGUCAGUAAUAAGAGCACAUGAAGCCCAAGACGCUGGGUAUAGAAUGUACAGGAAAAGCCAGACGACGGGUUUUCCUUCUCUGAUCACGAUAUUCUCUGCUCCUAAUUACCUGGACGUGUACAACAACAAAGCGGCGGUGCUGAAGUAUGAGAACAACGUGAUGAACAUCCGUCAGUUCAACUGCUCCCCACACCCCUACUGGCUGCCCAACUUCAUGGACGUCUUCACCUGGUCUCUGCCCUUCGUCGGCGAGAAGGUGACAGAGAUGCUGGUUAACGUGCUCAACAUCUGCUCUGAUGACGAGCUCAUGUCGGAAGGAGACGACACCUGCGAGGCUGGAACUUCUGCUGUGAGGAAGGAGGUAAUCAGGAAUAAGAUCCGAGCGAUCGGGAAGAUGGCCCGUGUCUUUUCUGUGCUCAGAGAGGAGAAUGAGAGUGUGUUACAGCUGAAGGGGCUGACCCCCACUGGGGCCUUGCCUGUGGGAGUUCUGUCUGGAGGACGGCAGACCCUGGAGAGCGCUACCGUACAGGCAGAAGAGGCACGAGCUAUCCAAGGGUUCAACCCGCAGCAUAAGAUCCAGUCCUUUGAGGAGGCCCGAGGUCUGGACAGGGUCAAUGAACGGAUGCCCCCUCGCCAAGAUGCUCCUCCCCCUCCCAACAACCUCCCAGCCAGUGGCCCACCUAACAAGAACGGGACAAACACACAGGCCUAGGCAUCUGGCCCACCUCCCUCUGUAUCCCUCCCUCCCGUCAAAUUUUUCCCUCUCGACUCCCACUCUCCCUCCCUCCCGCUGUCCGUAUCCCUCCCUCCCGCUCUCCGUAUUCCGCUCUCCCUCCGUAUCCCUCCCUCCCGCUCUCCGUAUUCCUCUCUCCCUCCGUAUCCCUCCCUCCCGCUCUCCGUAUUCCGCUCUCCCUCCGUAUCCCUCCCUCCCGCUCUCCGUAUUCCGCUCUCCCUCCGUAUCCCUCCCUCCCGCUCUCCGUAUUCCGCUCUCCCUCCGUAUCCCUCCCUCCCGCUCUCCGUAUUCCGCUCUCCCUCCGUAUCCCUCCCUCCCGCUCUCCGUAUUCCGCUCUCCCUCCGUAUCCCUCCCUCCCGCUCUCCGUAUUCCGCUCUCCCUCCGUAUCCCUCCCUCCCGCUCUCCGUAUUCCGCUCUCCCUCCGUAUCCCUCCCUCCCGCUCUCCGUAUUCCGCUCUCCCUCCGUAUCCCUCCCUCCCGCUCUCCGUAUUCCGCUCUCCCUCCGUAUCCCUCCCUCCCGCUCUCCGUAUUCCGUUCUCCCUCCGUAUCCCUCCCUCCCGCUCUCCGUAUUCCGCUCUCCCGCUCUCCGUAUCCCUCCCUCCCGCUCUCCGUAUUCCGCUCUCCCGCUCUCCGUAUCCCUCCCUCCCGCUCUCCGUAUUCCGCUCUCCCGCUCUCCGUAUCCCUCCCUCCCGCUCUCCGUAUCCCUCCCUCCCGCUCUCCGUAUCCCUCCCUCCCGCUCUCCGUAUCCCUCCCUCCCGCUCUCCGUAUUCCGCUCUCCGUAUUCCGCUCUCCCGCUCUCCGUAUCCCUCCCUCCCGCUCUCCGUAUUCCGCUCUCCGUAUUCCGCUCUCCCGCUCUCCGUAUUCCGCUCUCCCGCUCUCCGUAUUCCGCUCUCCGUAUUCCGCUCUCCCUCCGUAUCCCUCCCUCCCGCUCUCCGUAUUCCGCUCUCCCUCCGGAUCCCUCCCGCUCUCCCUCCGGAUCCCUCCCGCUCUCCCUCCGGAUCCCUCCCGCUCUCCCUCCGGGAUCCCUCCCGCUCUCCCUCCGGAUCCCUCCCGCUCUCCGUAUUCCGCUCUCCCUCCGGAUCCCUCCCGCUGGAUCCCUCCCGCUCUCCCUCCGGAUCCCUCCCGCUCUCCCUCCGGAUCCCUCCCGCUCUCCCUCCGGGAUCCCUCCCGCUCUCCCUCCGGGAUCCCUCCCGCUCUCCCUCCGGGAUCCCUCCCGCUCUCCCUCCGGGAUCCCUCCCGCUCUCCCUCCGGAUCCCUCCCUCCCGCUCUCCGUAUUCCGCUCUCCCUCCGGAUCCCUCCCGCUCUCCCUCCGGAUCCCUCCCGCUCUCCCUCCGGGAUCCCUCCCGCUCUCCCUCCGGAUCCCUCCCGCUCUCCCUCCGGAUCCCUCCCUGUGUCCCUCCCUCCCUCCCCCUCCCUGUGUCCCUCCCUCCCUCCCCCUCCCUGUGUCCCUCCCUCCCUCCCCCUCCCUGUGUCCCUCCCUCCCUGUGUCCCUCCCCCUCCCUCUGUAUCCCUCCCUCCCUAUCCCACUCUUUUCCUGCUCUCCUCUUCUCCCUCCCUCUCUCUGAGGGGCAGUAAGGAUGGGUCUUUGUUACUUGGCCUCCAGAGAAUCAGUCCUAGCAUCAUGUUUAUUUAUUUCAUCAUCUUGAAUGAAUCUAAUGUCAUUGGAGUCUAACAGUGGAUCUGAACAAAUGACACAUGAUUUAAUCUACAUUGUACAUUUCUAUAAAUGAUACAUGACGACUCAAUCUACAAUGUACAUUUCUUUAUUGACUGUCCCUAGGCUGGGGCAUCACUGCCGUAAUUAAAUAAAAGGCAAAUCCAUUUUGUAAUUUUGAGUUGAUAAUUGGGAUAAUAGUCACACCACCUUUACCUAUUUGUGUGCUUGGCAAAGGAAGACCUACGCUGCAACUCAUAUAAAGGUCUUUGCCUUGGUACUUUAUAUAUUAGACAACAUUACUAAGAUAUAAAGUACCUAGGCUAUGGUGCCUAAGAUAUAUAGUAUAUAAAGUACCUAGGCUAUGAUGCCUAAGAUAUAUAUAGUAUAUAAUGUACCUAGGCUAUGAUGCCUAAGAUAUAUAGUAUAUAAUGUACCUAGGCUAUGGUGCCUAAGAUAUAUAAAGUACCUUCGCUGUGUCUGUGUCCCACCCAAAAAGAGAAAUCCGUUUGAACCACCAUUGCAUUAAAUCCAUCCUUUCUAAUGCCAAUGACAGUGUGACAAGAGUAUUGACAUUUAUAUUAUAUGUACAUUAUAAAUGUUCCCGUCUCUCAAUGUGAUUGACUGUUUUUGUUUUAUUUUUACGAAAAAUAGAAUUAGGCUUCAUACCUAGAUCAGCGAGGGAUGUGGGAGGGAGAGAUUUGUUUUCUCUCUCUGAAGACAUCAGCCUGUUAACAGUGGAGAAGCACAAGCUAGAUCGUGUAUGAGGGAGAGGUAUGAAUGAAAGGUGUUUGAGAGUGUAUGGAAGAUGGUGGUUGUUGGAUGAUGAAUAAGUGAAGGCUAUUUGGAGUGUGUGUGUGUUUGCAUGGAUGGCGGUAUUAAGAGGUGGAGGUAUUGAGGGUCAAUAGAGAAUGGGGUUGACGCGUAUGUGAGCGGCGAUGGGGCCUCGUCUUGUUUCUGACUUCUGUUCCAGCUCCUCAACAUAUCUCACAGAAUGUACAGAGAUCGUUUAAUCAAGGUUUUUCAUAAUAGCUGAAUUUCAAAACUUUUUUUGGGCAAGUAUUUGUACUGCGAGGCCUCUGAUUUAUGUAGCUGUAUCCAUUCAAUAAAAAACUGAAAAGAAA
Messenger RNA from Oncorhynchus kisutch (coho salmon), 4861 nucleotides. RefSeq names its product serine/threonine-protein phosphatase 2B catalytic subunit gamma isoform. Lineage: Eukaryota; Metazoa; Chordata; Actinopteri; Salmoniformes; Salmonidae. The transcript is spliced from 13 exons. Gene Ontology annotation, molecular function: calmodulin-dependent protein phosphatase activity. Bases 528 to 2063 code for a protein of 511 amino acids. Gene Ontology annotation, biological process: calcineurin-mediated signaling. The record is from RefSeq and is a predicted model, not a curated record.